Camellia sinensis is the source of this 1122-nucleotide messenger RNA. The record is from RefSeq and is a predicted model, not a curated record. NCBI's taxonomy places the organism in Eukaryota, Viridiplantae, Streptophyta, Magnoliopsida, Ericales, Theaceae.
CCCUGAUUAAAGCAGACUAGAGCAGAAGCAUACACACCCCAUCUGGCAUGAAGCAGACUACACAGAGGGCAACAUACCAAGCACACACACCCCAGAAGCACAUACAACCCAGCAGCAAAUCCCUAUAAACAACAAGUCACCUGAUUCAGAUUAGCCACUACAUCAUGCACUGAAUAGUGAAACUCUGGCAGCCCAGACUUGGCCCACAACCCAACCCUCACUUUCACUAUUUCACCAAGCUCUCCCAUAUUAGGCUGAUUUCCUUUAAAAACACACUCAUUUAUGUUUGUUCCUCUUUGGCCAGCACAAGUUGAGGAAGUUUAAGAUUUCAAGUCCACGGCUUGAACUGUUACAUCUAUAUUUUGUGGAAAAUUUGGUAGAUGCUACAAUUGACGUUCCAAAUCUACGUUCUUUCAAAUAUACCGCUAAUGAAUUUUUGCCAUUCUUGUUUCAAAUGAAUACUUUGCAUCUACAAAAAACCAGUUUCCGACUUUAUUCCUUUAAAAUAGAUGUUUCUUGGUUCCUGAAGUUGAGAGAAUUCGUCGGAAAGCAUAGCCACAAUGAAGCAUUGUCAUUGCAUUUCCCAGCUAGUUUGAAGCUCACAUUCAAUCUGGGAGAGCUGAGAGGAAUUCCGAUUCCACCAGUGCGUGGUGUGAAACACUUGAAGUUAAAACUCCUGAAUGAUUACUCACCACCGGCUUUUGAACCCCUUGUCGAUGGUAUACUUUGGAGUUGUUAUCCGGAAAUGCUAACUAUGGAGUUGGGUACAAAGAAAAACAAAUUCAUUGAGGUCCUAAAAGACGAAUUGCAGCAUACAAAAAAUGAGAAGAAUAGUUGUUGUGAAUCUACUGAUAUAAAAUGUUGGAGGCAUGACCUGAAAGAUUUUGAGACUGAGCAGUUUAUUGGGACCAAAAAAAGGAGGCCUCAAGUACAGCGCAAGAUGAUUAGUUUUAGAUUUAAAUGGUAAUCAUUCAUAUAAUUUACUGAAAAUUCAAAAUUUUAAGAACCUUGAAAGUUGGCAUUUGUUUGGUUUAAGUAAUUUAAUCGAAUAAUUGCUAUGUGCUGAUUUACAGUUUCCUAUCAAAUUUGUUUUCAUGUUUAUAGCAGCUGCAUAAUCCCUUG